UAAGAAAUAUGUAAAAACAUGUCUAAGAGUUACAAACUGCAGCUUUAAACAUCAGAGUCCUGUCAUUGUGUUAAACUAGUCCUCAUGCAGAAGCAGAAAGCCUUGAGUCAGCAGUGAGGAUCAUCUGUAAUCACACUGCUUCAGCCUGCUGCAGGCUGGACGCUGCGGACGUGCAGCUCUGAGCUGCUCCUGGAUCAGCGGAGGUGAAGGUUUCUUUGCACAGUGAUUAAGGGGGAGGACCAAUGGCAACAAAGGAGACGGAGAGGACGGUGCCUCCUCCUCUCUCUCCCUCUCUCUCUCUGAGCUUUCUGCAUGUAUAUAAUCCCUGAGUUGACCCAGAAAACAAACUCUUCUUUAGAUCGAGAAGCCGCACAGUUUGAAUCCGCCGCAGGCUGCAUGUAUCCGGAGCAUCAGCUGAAGGGACGAGCUGGGACUUAACGAACUUCUCCGAACGAUUUCACUUUACGCCAUCGGGGAAGACUUAACAACCAUGGCUGAACACAUGAUGAUGCCCAUGUCUCACGGUUUCCGGAUGGGCGUGAACGGACCAGCGCAGCACAACGGCCAGCCGGGCCUGCGGGGGCUGCCUAAUGGCCAGGUGUUGCAUUACGGCAGGAACCCUCAGAAUACCACAGAGGGGGUCAUGAGACAGAGACCGAACAUUAUGGGACCGGGAGGCAUGGGCGUGAAUGGAGCUCCAAUGACCAACCAUCACCAUCAGAUGAUGCAUGGGAACAUGAUGUAUAACGGCCAGGGCCAGCAGCAGCACCACCACCACCACAUGCACCCCCAGCAGCAGCAGCAGCAGCAGCAGCAGCAGCAGGGUGGACACCCGCCGCAGUAUCUCCCUGGCAACCUCACGUCGCAGCAGCUCAUGGCGAGCAUGCACCUACAGAAACUCAACACUCAGUAUCAUGGACACCCGCUGGGGUCGGCCAAUGGUCACCACCUGCCCAACGGGGCACAGUACCGGAUGGGGCCCGCCCAGUUGUCCGGCAUGCAGCACAUCAGCGCGCCUUUCGGGGUGAACGGAAUGGACAUGGACCUGAUCGAUGAGGAAGUUCUGACCUCGCUAGUGUUGGAGUUAGGCUUGGAUCGUGUUCAGGAGCUGCCUGAGCUCUUCCUGGGACAGAACGAGUUUGACUUCCUAUCAGACUUUGUGUGUAAACAGCAGUCGAGCACGGUGAGCUGUUGAGGAGAGCAGAGUGGUUUGUUCCACCUGGACACCCAAAGAGUGACUGAGUGGCCACAGUAGCACAGCAAAAGCAGACAAUCUCUCUGUUCUGUUUGGGUGUUUCUAUGUUUAUGUACAUGACAGCGAUGAGUGCGCCUUCAAACUGACCUACCUGCUAAGCGAAUGGAGAAUUGUAAUGAGUAAAAAACAGGGAAAGUGCCAGGUUUCUGUUUCCUUUAGAUGGAAGCCAGGAAGAUCUGUCGCUUUUGGAUAAAUUGAGGCAUCCAGAUGUUGCAGGUUCUGCCUGUAACAUCUGGCCUUCAGCACAUGUGCCUACAGUACCAAAGCUUUGGGUUAGAUUUCACAAAUGCAGUAGGGAACAAUGACCUGAUGAUUCUGAUUCUGUGGCAUUUGUAAAUGUGUCUUAGCUCUGAUUACACCGUCGACUGGAAGCAAACAUCUUACAGUUUAUCACAAGCUAAAAGUCUUCUGGGAUCAGUUAUGCAGGAAUGAAGGGAGUUUGGAAUGUCUUUUAUGUGGAUUUUGAAGGCUGGUUCUUCAAAAAGUAAAAAAAAAAUCUACUCAUAUAAAGUAAAGUGAGGUUUGCUAAAUUUCUAAGUGGUUAUUAUGAGGUUAUGUUGAAUUGUUUGAGUAAUCAUCUGGAAUCUGUUGGGAGUAAUGUAGAGGUUGAAUGAUUCUUCGGCCCUGACCUUUCACCCCAGCCAGUCAGAAACUCCCAAAAAUCAAAUUUUUAUUUUGAUCAAUUAAUGCAACACAUUUCUGCUCUAUCUCUGAACACUGUUCGACAUUGGAGUUGUUACUGACAACAUGUUGAAAAUGUCUGAGGUUCUUUCAGACUGUAAAACCUCCAAGAGAUAACAGGAAGGCUGAAUUUAGUAGCUGAAGGUUUCUGUCUUUUAUUCUUAUAACUUUCAACAUGGAACACACUGGAUUAGGAAAUGUUUGUAGCCUUUAGCUUCCUCUGAAACUGCGGUUGUAGUAUUGCUAGCCCUGCUGAUUUAGUCAUUCUUUUUAAGCGCUAAAGCUAAUUUCAAAUGUCAACUUGUAAUCAUUUUGUAAAUUAAAAUAGUAAAAGACUGUUUUACACUGACUGAAUGCUCUCUCAUACACACACACACACACACACACACAAAGUGUGACAUCGUCUCUGCCACUCCAACAAAUAAUGUUUGUAGCACCGGAAAGGCUAGAAGGAAAUAUUUAGGAUGAUGUUCGUUUGACAUUUUAUAUUGUUGUUCUGGAAGAGAAAUGGGAAUUGAUUAAAAUGAAUAUUAGCAGAAUAAAGCUGAGAUGGGAAAUUGGUUGGAAAAAUGUGAUCGGUGCGUCUUCAGAUUAAAGGUGUUUUUACAC
Messenger RNA from Poecilia latipinna (sailfin molly), 2545 nucleotides. RefSeq names its product cbp/p300-interacting transactivator 3-like. Gene Ontology annotation, biological process: regulation of DNA-templated transcription. The record is from RefSeq and is a predicted model, not a curated record. Gene Ontology annotation, cellular component: nucleus. Lineage: Eukaryota; Metazoa; Chordata; Actinopteri; Cyprinodontiformes; Poeciliidae. The transcript is spliced from 2 exons. The coding region runs from base 491 to 1195 and encodes 234 amino acids. Gene Ontology annotation, molecular function: transcription coactivator activity.